Molecule: messenger RNA, 694 nt
Organism: Ananas comosus (pineapple)
Lineage: Eukaryota; Viridiplantae; Streptophyta; Magnoliopsida; Poales; Bromeliaceae
Exons: 2
Coding region: 273-629 (118 amino acids)
Source: RefSeq, a predicted model, not a curated record
UUUUAAAAAUGCAAAGCAAAUAAAUUUUUCAGGCCUUUUUGUAUUAAAAAAUAUACUAGUUUUGCUUUUUUACAAAAGUGAGUCAUUUCUUUUGUUCUACAGAUAUGAGUCGAAUUUUUCAAAAAUUGACUAAAAUACUCGUGCCUUAAAUACUCCACCUCUCCCUCCCCUAUUCUCUCCUUGCGAACCUAUGUCUCUCCCGAUGGCGGCAGCCUUGAGCACUUACCCCUCCUUUGCUUGCUGUGCACCAACUUUUUUAUCGCGUCUGUAUCAUGGUGUUCCUCACGAAUGAGAGGAAGACGAUGAACUUGUUCCGCUCGUGGUCUUGGCUGUUUGGAGCUUUGUUGGAGACAGAGAAUAAGGUGGCUAGGAGGAUAUCAAUGAUCUUUGGUCAAGGAUGCUUUCAAAGCGAUGCUCUGAGCGGCACCGCCUUCGUCUCUAUCGCGGCGACCUCGCAGAAGGAGGCUGAGAGCAAUCACGGCGGCGAGCAAGUCACGUUUCAUCAUCAUUGUCUCGCUCAUAAGCGAGGUUUGGGAGAAGCGUGGCAGCGAUGUAGGAGCGGUGGAAGAGUGAGAGAAAGCGGAGAAGAAGGAGAGCAACGAGGGAGAGAGAAAAUAGGGCUAUUUUAGUCCGUUGUUAAAAAAUUCAGUCCGAAUAUGUAAAAAUAAAAAAUUGGGCAUGUUAAAAAUAAAAA